UGUAGCACUUAACCACUACGCCACCAGGGUUUCCGUUUUGUGCACAGCUCAUUGAAUUCAGUUGAGUUAAAUGCCUGCUCGAUGCAAAUCCAUUGCAGUAUUAGCAUUUGGUUAUGAGCGGAAGAAUUAAUGCCCAGGGCUGGGCGCAUCCCGUCCCUCUGUCUAGCCUAUUGACACUCUCCCUUUCCUGUAGGCUAUGGACUCAGAAGAUGACCCCUUGCUGCAGGAUGUGUGGCUAGAGGAGGAGCAGGAAGAGGAGGAAGCCCCAGGUGAGGCCCCUAGUGGGGCCGAGAAGCCGGGGCCCCACCCUGGGGCAGGAGGGCAGUGUUGCUGGCGGCGCUGGACCUGGCCCUCUCGACCCCCGGCCUCGGGCUUCUGGAGUACCCUGGGGUGGGCCUUCACCAAUCCGUGCUGUGCGGGGCUGGUACUCUUCCUGGGCUGCAGCAUCCCCAUGGCCCUGUCUGCCUUCAUGUUCCUCUACUACCCGCCACUGGACAUUGACAUCUCCUACAACGCCUUCGAGAUCCGCAACCACGAGGCCUCGCAGCGUUUUGACGCCCUCGCCCUGGCGCUCAAGUCCCAGUUUGGGUCCUGGGGGCGCAACCGGCGCGACUUGGCUGAGUUCACCUCCGAGACGCUUCAGCGCCUCAUCUCGGAGCAGCUGCAGCAACUACAUCUCGGCAAUCGCUCCCGGCCGGCCGCCAGGACCUCGCGCUGCGUCCCAGUCGGUGGACCAGGUUUCUCCCGGGACAUCUCUGCGGCCCCCAAACCGGCAGUCAAUCAGAGUGGGCGUUGUCGGCGUGAGACCCCGCCCCUGGUGCAUCUGGCGGCCAACCAGAGUGAAGCUUCUCCGAACCCGAGGACCGACAAAAGUGGGCGGCUCCAGCCCAGCGCCCCGCCCCCCGCGGCGGCCGCAGCCAAUCAGAGCCGGGCUCGCCGCGGCGCCUCGCGCUGGGACUACUCGCGCGCAUACGUGAGCACCAACACCCAGACGCACGCGCACUGGCGCAUCGAGCUCAUCUUCCUGGCGCGUGGCGACGCCGAGCGCAACAUUUUCACCAGUGAGCGGCUAGUCACAAUCCACGAGAUUGAGCGCAAGAUCAUGGACCACCCGGGCUUCCGGGAGUUCUGCUGGAAGCCCCACGAGGUCCUUAAGGACCUGCCACUCGGCUCCUACUCCUACUGCUCCCCGCCCAGCUCGCUCAUGACCUACUUUUUCCCCACUGAGAGAGGUGGCAAGAUCUACUAUGAUGGCAUGGGCCAGGACCUGGCCGACAUCCGGGGCUCCCUAGAGCUGGCCAUGACUCACCCAGAGUUCUACUGGUAUGUGGACGAAGGCCUCUCUGCAGACAACCUCAAGAGCUCCCUUCUGCGUAGCGAGAUCCUGUUUGGAGCACCCCUGCCCAACUACUACUCAGUGGAUGACCGCUGGGAGGAGCAGCGUGCCAAGUUUCAGAGCUUCGUGGUCACCUACGUGGCCAUGCUGGCCAAGCAGUCUACUAGCAAAGUCCAGGUUCUAUAUGGGGGAACAGACCUCUUUGAUUAUGAGGUGCGCAGAACCUUCAACAAUGACAUGCUCCUGGCCUUCAUCAGCAGCAGUUGCAUCGCUGCCCUUGUCUACAUUCUCACCUCUUGCUCAGUGUUCCUGUCCUUCUUUGGGAUUGCCAGCAUUGGCCUUAGCUGCCUGGUGGCACUCUUCCUGUACCAUGUGGUCUUUGGCAUCCAGUACCUGGGUAUCCUCAACGGGGUGGCUGCUUUCGUGAUAGUGGGCAUCGGUGUGGACGACGUCUUUGUGUUCAUCAACACCUACCGCCAGGCCACCCACCUGGAAGACCCGCAGCUGCGAAUGAUCCACACCAUUCAGACGGCUGGCAAGGCUACCUUCUUCACCUCCCUGACCACGGCCGCUGCCUAUGCAGCUAACAUCUUCUCCCAGAUCCCAGCCGUCCAUGACUUUGGCCUGUUCAUGUCUCUCAUCGUGUCCUGCUGCUGGCUGGCUGUGCUCUUCACCAUGCCUGCUGCCCUGGGCAUCUGGAGCCUUUACAUGGCACCGCUGGAGAGCUCCUGUCAGGCCAGCUGCCACCAGAGCUGCAGUCGCAAGAGCUCCCUGCACUUUCCCAGGGACGUGUUUGCCACUCCUGAGCGGGCAGGGGGCAGCCCCACCCAGGGCCCCAUCCCCUACCUAGAUGAUGACAUCCCUUUGCUGAAUGUGGAGGAGGAGCCAGUGUCGCUGGAGCUGGGAGAUGUGUCCCUGGUGUCUGUGCCCCCUGAGGGCCUGCAGCCGGGCCCUGACAGAGGCAGCCGGGGCCAGCUCAUCGCCCAACUGCAGGAGCUGCUGCACCACUGGGUACUGUGGUCGGCUGUCAAGAGCCGCUGGGUGAUCGUGGGCCUCUUUGUCUCCAUCCUCAUCCUGUCCCUCGUGUUCGCCAGCCGGCUCCGCCCCGCCAGCCGGGCCCCCCUACUCUUCCGGCCCGACACCAACAUCCAGGUGCUUCUGGACCUCAAGUACAACCUAAGUGCAGAUGGCAUCUCCUGUAUCACCUGCUCAGGUCUUUUCCAGGAGAAGCCGCACAGCCUGCAGAACAACAUCCGGACAUCCCUGGAGAAGAAGAAGCGGGGCUCAGGGCUUUCCUGGGCCAGCCGGCCUGAGGCUGCCCAGCAGGAGUCCCUGGGCACUGUGUAUGUCUCCAAGGUGAAGAGUAAAGGCCACCCAGCCGUCUACAGGUUCUCCUUCAACGCCAGCUUGCCUGCCCCCUGGCAGACCGUGUUCCCCGGGGAUGGGGAGGUACCCUCCUUCCAGGUGUAUAGAGCGCCUUUUGGUAACUUCACCAAGAAGCUGACCGCUUGUAUGUCUACAGUAGGGCUGCUCCAGGCGGCGAGCCCCUCCCGCAAGUGGAUGGUGACGACCUUGGCCUGCGAUGCCAAGCGGGGCUGGAAAUUUGACUUCAGCUUCUACGUGGCCGCUAAGGAACAGCAGCACAGCCGGAAGCUCUACUUUGCCCAGUCCCACAAGCCCCCCUUCCACGGGCGCGUGUGCACAGCACCUCCUGGCUGCCUGCUCAGCUCUAGCCCCGAUGGUCCUACCAGAGGCUUCUUCUACGUGCCCAGUGAGAAAGUCCCCAAGGCCCGCCUCUCAGCCACCUUUGGCUUCAACCCCUGUGUGAACACAGGCUGUGGGAAGCCUGCUGUACGGCCGCUGGUGGAUACAGGGGCCAUGGUCUUCGUGGUCUUUGGCAUUAUUGGCAUCAAUCGUACCCAGCAGGUGGACAACCAUGUCAUCGGAGACCCGGGCAGCGUCAUCUAUGACAGCAGCUUCGACCUCUUCAAAGAAGUUGGGUACCUGUGUCGCCUCUGCAAGGCCAUCUCAGGGAACACAGAGCUGGUGAAGCCAGGCGGGGCCCAGUGCCUGCCCUCAGGCUACAGCAUCUCCUCCUUCCUGCAGAUGUUGCACCCUGAAUGCAAGGAGCUUCCUGAGCCCAACCUGCUCCCAGGGCAGCUGUCCCACGGGGCGGUGGGCGUCAAGGAGGGCCGCGUGCAGUGGAUCUCCAUGGCCUUCGAGUCGACCACAUACAAGGGCAAGUCCUCCUUCCAGACCUACUCAGACUACCUGCGCUGGGAGAGCUUCCUGCAGCAGCAGCUGCAGACGUUCCCCGAGGACUCGGCCCUGCGCCACGGCUUCCAGACCUGCGAGCACUGGAAGCAGAUCUUCAUGGAGAUCAUAGGGGUGCAAAGUGCCCUGUACGGCCUGGUCCUCUCCUUGCUCAUCUGUGUCGCUGCAGUGGCCGUGUUCACCACUCACAUCCUGCUCCUGCUGCCCGUGCUCCUGAGCAUCUUGGGCAUCGUCUGCCUCGUGGUGACCAUCAUGUACUGGAGCGGCUGGGAGAUGGGCGCCGUGGAGGCCAUCUCCCUGUCCAUCCUGGUUGGCUCCUCCGUGGACUACUGCGUCCAUCUGGUUGAGGGCUACCUGCUGGCGGGAGAGAACUUGCCACCCCACCAGGCCGAGGACCCCUCCUCACAGCGCCAGUGGCGGACACUGGAGGCUGUGCGGCACGUGGGCGUGGCCAUCGUCUCCAGCGCCCUCACCACGGUCAUUGCAACGGUGCCCCUGUUCUUCUGUAUCAUCGCCCCCUUUGCCAAAUUUGGCAAGAUUGUGGCACUCAACACAGGCGUCUCCAUCCUCUACACGCUCACCGUCAGCACCGCCCUGCUUGGCAUCAUGGCACCCGGCUCCUUCACCCGCACCAGGACUUCCUUCCUCAAAGCCCUGGGCACUGUGCUUCUGGCGGGGGCCCUGGGGCUGGGCGCCUGCCUCGCGCUCCUCCAUAAUGGUUACAAGAUCCCGCUGCCCACCGGGGCCUCCCUAUAGCCCUGCACCAGGCCUGACUCUUGCACAUCGGUGGUCCAGCGGGAGGCAGAUGAGGCGCUGUCCUUGGACCCCAGAAGCACGCUGUGGUCCAGCUGGGCUCCAGCUAAUUAUGUUCCCAGGCCUGGACUGGGAGGUGCCCUGCUGCCCAGCACGGGAGCUAAGGCCAUGUGGGGCGAACUCACACUGCCUUCAUCACAGCACCAAGCCAGAGCUGGGUGGUGAAACUGGCCUCUGCCCCGUGCAGCCGGGCUGCUGGCAGCCACACUGGGCCAGCCCUGCCUCGGCCCCCCCAGUCACCACAGGGACCAGGCCAUUUUCGUAGAAAUCCUCCCUGUUUGCAAAGCACUCACACUCCCUCAGUGCUCACAACAACUUUCUAAUGUGGGUGUUACGGGGUUGCCCAUUCUGUAGAUGUGAAAGCUGAGGCACCAAGAGGCAGUGACUGACCUAUGAAAAAAAAGCCGGUUACCGUCGAGUCAAUUCUGACUCAUAGCGGCCCCAUAGGACACGAGGGAACUGCCACAUAGUUUCCAAGGAACGCCUGGUGGAUUCAAAUUGCCAACCUUUUGGUUAACAGCCAUAACACUUAACCACUCCACCACCAGGGUUUCUGACUGACCUAUAGCUGGGUCAGUUGCAGACCCAGGGCUUCUGUAUGCAAGCCGGAGCUGCCUCCCAAGCCCCAUCCCACCCUCGGGGACUUUGCAGGAAAAGCACAGUGGGUUCAAGGGCAAGGGCCUUGCCUCCCCUACCCUCCUCUCAGCUUUACAGUACCCCAUGCAGAUGGCCCUGUGGUUCUCCCCACCCUAUUGGUCCUGGGCAGAGAGGACAGAGGGACCUGGCCCCAGCCUCAAGGGCACCUCUAAGACCCUUCCUGGGAGCUGUGGGGCCCCAACAUAGCCUUCCUCAGAGAUCUGAGCCUUCUUCUCCCCACCCAAAUCUAGAGGUGGCUUAUGUUGGGGACAGCCCUUGCGGGGAGGAGCUGGCUGUGCGUGCCUCCUGCUGGAAGUAGAUGGUUCCUUUAAAGUGAACUGAAACUGCAGACUGCUGCCAUUAACAUGAGCAUUUGAAGCAUCGCUGGCUCCAUCACAUUUUUAAGAUUGAGGUAACUGCGUGCUGCCCAGCAGAACCAGCGCUAAGGGUGGGCCUGGGCCAGGAAGAAUGGGGAUGUGGGGUGGAGGUGCCAACAGACUGCCUCUGGGUCGCACGGUGAGAGCAGGUUCAAAGACGCUCAUUUCUGGAAGAGGCCAUCCAGCUCCAGGGUGGGAUAUUUCUGAGCACCUCCAGUGUACUUGGCAUCAACACUGAUCUUUUUUCUUGGGAGCAGGUAGUGCUUCCUGGGCUUUAGUGAGUUGAAUGCAGGCUGGGAAGGGCCCUGGGAGUGGGAGAGAAGUUAUCGAUGGUAGUCCCCAGGCCAGCUCCCCUCCUUGUCUGUAAAUGUCGACUGGAGGCUGGGGAGCAGGGUAGACACGCUCCAGUGUGUGCCCAUACCUAGUACGUGCCUGGCGCGAAGAUGAUGCUCAGGAAAUGUUUGUUGAGGGAAUGUCAGACCUUUGCACUCCCCAUGUAAGGUGAAGACAGGCAUCAAGCAGUUAAUGAUGCCACCAGACAUGUAGCACUUCUGUGCCAGAUUCUCUUCUCAGUGUCCAGCUCACCUUGAGGAUGGGUGCUGGCAUCCCCAUUUUAUACACGGGGAAACCAAGGCUCAGGGAGAUGAAGGGACUUGCUGAGGUCACACAGCCAGUGCCCAGUGCCCGGGGGAGCCAGACUUUAAGCCCAGCAGCCAGCCUGCCCCGGGGCAUGUGGUGUGCCUCAGCCAUGAAGGUGCUCCACCCCUCAUUACAAUAGGGAUGAGGGUUACAGGGGACUGCCCAGGUCGGUGGUCAAACUAAGAGGCCUGUUGUUGGAAAGCCUGGGAUGAAAGGUUUGUAUUUGUGCAAUGCUUCACACUGAAGUGUUUUCCUGUUGGCCUUUUAUGAAGCCUGAGCCCUUGGGUACCCACCACCACCGUAAAGGAGAGCUUUGGCCAUGGGGAGGGCUGAGCUCCAGAACACACAGUUGUGAAGCUGCUGAUGGGGACUCUGGCUGGUCCCCAACCCAGGGCCUUGGGCAGCCCUCCUGUGGAGGCCUGUGCUGGUGGGCUCCAAACCCAGUACUGCUUCAGAGAACAGAGAACGUGGCAAGAUAAUGGGAAGGGCGGUGGAGGGGAUGGAGCCAGCAAUUGACACCAAACCCAUUGCCAUUGAUUCUGACUCUUAGCGACCCUAUAGGACAAAGUAGAACCGCCCCAUAGGGUUUCCAAGGAGCAGCUGGUGCAUUCAAAUUGCCAACCUUUUGAUUAGCAGCUGAGCUCUUAACCACUGUGCCACCAGGGCUCCGACAGUUGACAAGGCACCCCAAAAGGUGCUUUGAAAAAAGGAUGAACAUCUGGUCCUUGUCCUGAGCCCUUCCAAGUAACCUAAUUGUGAUGUGGAGGUGGGGUCAUUUGCAUAUAAUUUGCAUGCCAUCCAAAUCAUGCCUACUGGUCAAGAAACCCUCACUUAGCCCAUUUCCUGGCUUUUAAGAAGCAGCCCUCUUCUACCUUGGCCUCUAGUCAGAUGGCUAUGGGGUGUUGGCUGACAGGUCAAGGCUGACCACAGCUGGAAAUAAGGGUGCUGGAGGCCAAGGCCUUGGUAAU
Molecule: messenger RNA, 7043 nt
Organism: Loxodonta africana (African savanna elephant)
Lineage: Eukaryota; Metazoa; Chordata; Mammalia; Proboscidea; Elephantidae
Gene: DISP3
Product: dispatched RND transporter family member 3
Exons: 20
Coding region: 197-4366 (1389 amino acids)
Cellular component (GO): membrane; cytoplasm
Source: RefSeq, a predicted model, not a curated record